AUGGAAGUGAGAGAAGUAAUUGAGAAAGAAUUUCUUGACAAUUAUAAAGAAAUGAAAAGAAUGGUAGAUCCAUUAGUUUUCGGUAAUUUAAAAAGUGAAACAGAAAUGCUUGUAAAAGAUGCACGAAUCAUAUUACAUAAAGAACGUGUAAUUGAAGAAGGAAGAGAGGUGAUUGAAGAAACAAAGAGAAAUGAAGAGGCAGAAGAAAUGUUGAAGAAAGAGAUAGUGAGAGACAAAAGGAGAGAAAUAAUAGAGAAAGAUGAAGAAUUACAAAGAAUGGAAAAAGAGAUUGAAGAAUUGAAAGCAGAAGGUCAGAGAGCAAAAAAGUUAAGAGACAUGAAGAAGGAAGAAUUAGAAUGUGAAAAGUAUGGGUAUAAAACAGAAAGUAAGAUAUUAGAAGAAUUAGAGUUUGUUAGAAAUAAAUAA
Messenger RNA from Entamoeba nuttalli P19, 426 nucleotides. RefSeq lists its product as hypothetical. The transcript has a single exon. NCBI's taxonomy places the organism in Eukaryota, Evosea, Mastigamoebida, Endamoebidae. The coding region runs from base 1 to 426 and encodes 141 amino acids. The record is from RefSeq and is a predicted model, not a curated record.